AUGAGGAAGAUCUUUCGAGAAUUGGAUGGCGAUGUCGACGGCGAGAUCACCAUGGAGGAGAUGCAGAGGCGGAUGCUGGAUCCCGAAAUCGGUGCCUAUUUCAGCCAGCUCGGCAUGGACCCUGACCAGGUGGGCAAGCUGUUUUUCCUUUUGGACCGCGACAAGUCGGGCACGCUCGACCCAGAGGAGUUCAUGUUCGGCUGCCUGAAGUUCCGCGGCGACGCGAAGAGCCUGGAUAUCGCUGUGAUGCACCAGCAGGUCAAAUGGGUCCACGACACCCUGAAGGCCGUGGUCACCCACCUCGGGAUCGACUCUGAGCCAGACCAAGAUUUCCCACCUAGUCGGGUCUUCGAGGGCAACACCAGGAACUCCGUAUUCUCUGCAGCACCCUCGGCAAGGCCCUCUGAGGUGCACGGCGGCGGGCUCAUGAUCCUCCCCUCGCAGAUCGAGCGCGUGCUCGAGUAG
Messenger RNA from Prorocentrum cordatum, 465 nucleotides. The record is from the annotation of a GenBank genome assembly. NCBI's taxonomy places the organism in Eukaryota, Dinophyceae, Prorocentrales, Prorocentraceae.